Messenger RNA from Cygnus olor (mute swan), 7747 nucleotides. It is a transcript of the gene SLC16A12, whose product is annotated as solute carrier family 16 member 12. The record is from RefSeq and is a predicted model, not a curated record. Gene Ontology annotation, molecular function: monocarboxylic acid transmembrane transporter activity. The transcript is spliced from 9 exons. Lineage: Eukaryota; Metazoa; Chordata; Aves; Anseriformes; Anatidae. Bases 907 to 2364 code for a protein of 485 amino acids. Gene Ontology annotation, biological process: monocarboxylic acid transport; transmembrane transport.
CAUAUUGAAAACAGCAGCGUGUCACCCCCUGUUCUCAAGUGGCUUCCUUUACUUUGCUGUGAGGGAUCAGGGUGUUUUCUCCCUUCCUUUCAAGUUGGUCAGUUCACAGUUGUUCAGCUCUUCUGACUCAUCCAUCCCUCUGCGAACUUCCAAGUGUGAGCAGGUCUGGCACAAACCAGAUGUUACUCUCUAACAAAUGUGUGUGCAUCACGAGUUAAGUUCAGCCCCGGUACUGAGUCUCCAUGCCUGCGGCUGCAGGAUGUGGCCUCUCCUUUGCGUUAUCGCUUUCUCAUGUUGAACUGUUUUUUUCCCCCAAGUGGCACUUAUUUUUCCCUUAAUCUUUUGUGAGAGGAACUUUGCCUGGCGAGGGAAUACGUAGGCUCUGCUGUAUUGAAAGCAUCAAGGAACAAUGCUUAGACAGCGCUUCGUCGGGAGUGAUCGCUGCUUUGGUAACACAAGGUGAUUGCAACAGAGACAUCAGUGCUUCAAGCAACAAGGUGGCGUGGCUGGUGGAGGCUUGAAGUCUCUGCAGCAGAUUUACCUGUGCAGUGUGGCAACUCCCUGUGCAUACCUGGCUUCUCUCUUUGAAGAAGAAAGAAGAGCAGUGCAAGGGAAACCAAUGCUGUGUUCUGCUGAAGGCUGCAAGCUGACCCAAACCCAUCUCACACUGCAGCUGCUCUUUCUCUUUUACAGGAGAACUGGAGCAAAAAAUGCCCAGAGCCAUGGUAUACCCCAGGGAGGAUGAGGAGCAAUCCCUGAAAGCCUCAGCAGGAGUGGUGUCCAAGGUACAGCCCGGGCUUGGCAGAUGGCGAGCAGCCCACGGGCCGGGCUGCCCCAGCGAGCAGCGGUGGCAGGAGCCAGCCCCAGGCCCUGAGGUGGGGAAGAGGAGCGUCACCGCACCGCGCCAUGGCCCCGCGCAGUGGCCCACCUGAUGGCGGCUGGGGCUGGAUGAUCGUUGCCGGCUGCUUCCUGGUCACCAUCUGUACCAGGGCCGUGACGAGGUGCAUCUCAAUUUUUUUUGUGGAGUUCCAGGCAUAUUUUGGGCAGGAUUAUGCCAGAACAGCUUGGAUCCACUCCAUUGUCGACUGUGCCACGAUGCUCUGUGCCCCACUUGGGAGUUUAAUCAGUAAUCAUGUAUCCUGCCAAGUUGGUAUCAUGCUAGGAGGGCUGCUUGCAUCUACUGGACUAAUUUUGAGCUCCUUCGCCGCCAGCCUGGAACAUCUCUACUUAUCAUUAGGAGUCCUUACAGGACUUGGGUUUGCACUCUGUUAUUCUCCAGCUAUCGCGAUGGUGGGCAAAUAUUUCAACAAGCGGAAAGCGUUGGCUUAUGGGAUAGCCAUGUCUGGAAGCGGAAUUGGUACCUUCAUCCUGGCCCCCGUGGUCCAACUCCUAAUUGAGCAGUUUUCCUGGCGUGGGGCAUUACUCAUCCUGGGAGGUUUUGUUCUAAACCUCUGCGUCUGUGGUGCCUUGAUGCGGCCUAUCGCCCUUAAGGAGGACCGUAAAACUGCUCCGGGGCUUCUUGAACAGGAGUAUGUCCCUGAAGCUCAGAAACAAGACCUAAAGCGAAUGUCCAUCUGUUCACCUUUAAUCAAAGCAUGGUCGCAUGAGUGUUUAUGCUACUGUUCAUGGAAGGAAUAUGACUUUUUGCUGAUGCCAGGCUUCAUGGUGCUAGCAGUGUCAGUUUUAUUUAUGGCGUAUGGCUGCAGCCCUCUCUUUGUCUACUUAGUGCCUUAUGCCUUGAGCGUUGGAGUGAGCCAUCACCAGGCUGCCUUCCUCAUGUCCAUACUUGGUGUCAUUGAUAUCAUUGGUAACAUCACCUUUGGAUGGCUAACAGACAGAAGGUGUCUGAAGAAGUACCGGCACUUUUGCUACCUCUUUGCUGUGGGAAUGGAUGGCCUCUGCUGCCUUUUCUUGCCAGUUCUCCAGACCUUCCCCUUGCUUGUGCCUUUCUCAUUUACCUUUGGCUACUUUGAUGGAGCCUAUGUAACGCUGAUCCCUGUUGUGACAGCAGAUGUAGUAGGAACUUCUUCCUUAUCAUCAGCACUGGGUGUUGUGUAUUUUCUGCAUGCCAUACCGUAUCUAGUGAGCCCGCCUGUUGCAGGUUGGCUUGUGGAUACAACGGGCAGUUACACCGCGUCAUUCCUCCUGUGUGGAUUUUCUAUGAUAUUUAGUUCAACGUUACUGUGUUUUGCGAGACUGGCAAAGAAAAUCAAAAGAACGCAUUUAAGGUCACUCACCAGUGAUACCCACAGCAAACAUCACAUCUGGACAAAUGGAGCAAUAGCUUACUCUGUCACUGGAGAAUUAGACCAAAAGGAUGCUGAAUUUUUGGCUGUGGAUACAAGCAGCUAUAGCAACAGAUGACGAGUACCGUCAAGAUUCAGCGCUGUGCAGCUGUGACUGAGACAGAGGGGGCUGCAUUGUGUUGCACUGUUGAAGAUGCUACUUCUGUGAAACAAGGCAUCUCUGUUAGGUUUUUAUGUCAGGUUUUGGUAGGCUAAAAUCUACACACAGAAUAGAAAGUUAAUGCAGUAAUAGAACAAAGCUAGACUGAAAGUAAAGAGAGUUGGUAGAUACAAGUGUCGACAGAUUUAUUUCUAAGGAAAUAUGUUGACUCCAAAGGUAAUCUCAAAAAAGGUAAUCAGAUAUAAUGAAAGAAAAAUACAAAGUAAUCAGUCACCAAAGCUGAACAAUAAUGUUUAAAUUAUUUCAAAAAUAGUAUUAAUGAAAUAAUUUUUUUUGGUGUUCCAGUCAAUUGUUUCAAUGGAGUAACACAUGCCACUGAGAAACCUCUCCAUUUAUCAGUCUUCAUUAAACUCUUUGUCAAUAACUCUUUCAAAUGCCAAAGCUAUUUGUUAUAAAAUCUGCCAGGAAGCUGUGAUUAAUGCUGAAAGUAUCUCUGAAGCAGCUUUAAUUUUUACUUUGUGCCUGCAUCUUGUACAUACAUUGCAACUUCAUUUCAAAUGUGGUUUUUGAGCUACUUUCCUAGUCCCCCUACAGCAAAACUUUGAGGUGACUGUUGUUUUUUCUUUUUUUUCUUUUUCUUUUUUCUUUCUCCUGGAAACCUCUAAAGGAUGAAUUUCUAAACAGUGACAUUCCAGGUAUGAUCCUCCAGCUGAUCUUUUCUGGGUGGAUCGAAGAGUUGCUGUGGCUGCUCAGCCAUCUGAAGAGGAGUAAAUCUGUACCAGGAGACUAGAUGUGCUGGUAGACAAACCUGCUCUAGCUUCAUUAGUUGGAAGAAGUCCAAAGGCAGCCCAGGAGACUGGGAGGAGAAGCUCAUGUUUUUCCAAAUGCAGAGUCUCUUCCUCCUGUAAAAUCACUAGUUGUUGAAAAAAUUAAUUUUUGGGAACAGAUGACUGAGAAACUCCCACCGCAGAUGCUAUUACUAAAGAAGAUCUUGACAGACAAGUUGCUCCUCCUGCAUAUUGCAAUGGCAAGCCUGUCCCUUUUUGGAUCCAGGAGACAUAUCUUCAGGUGGUGCAAAUUACUCAUUGAUACCAACUGGAGAGCUGAUCAGAUCACUUGUCCUGGCUGGCCAGACAGCAACAGCUGUGAUUUGCUGAUGAUUUCCUGCUACUUGUGCUAGGGAUGUACUGCAGCUGGCUGAUUCAUGGGACCUAGAGACUGAAUGUAGCUCAUGGCGGUAAAUUACUGAUAUGAUGGUUUAUUGAAUAAUGGGAUGCUUCUACAUGUCCAAAGCGAAACUGUUAGAGAUGGAGGAACUUCACAUUCUGAAGUGCAAAUCUUUUCUGUUUGAUCCUGUAUAAAACUGUAUUCUGUUCACUAGCAAAUUGAUCAGAGUCCAGAUAAGUUUUAUUAAUGCUAUGCUAGUAAUUUUGUUAAUCACUUGCAGUAUAUUUGAUGUUUGCUAUUGGUGUCCUAUUCCAUUCUGUGCCUCAGAAGGGAAAGCAACACAGGCUGCUGUUCACAAAUUUGAUUUAGAUCAGGAGUACACCCACGGGGUCAUAAUGUAUUUUUUAUAUAUAUGAAUAGUAUGUGUAUCAAUUUCUUCUAUUUUUCAUGCAUAUUUCAAAUAUAACAUAUUAAAAUUGUUUGACUUCAGUUGUCUGCACUCAAAGCAUUUACCACUACCAUGCUCCAGAAGUACAGUUACAGUUUGUUUGUUUUUUAAGGGACGAUAAUAUUCAGGCUGUUGUCCAUACAGGGUAGGCUGGCAUAGCACAGCGCAGCAGUAGGCAGAGACACCUGAGAAAGCUGUGAACAAUUUGCCAGGACAACAUGGUGCUUUCCCACCAGCCCACUGAGCAGUGAUGGAUGCGAGCUUGGAAAGAGCAUUCAGAUGAAUCCUGCCCGUGCUAAUGCUCUGUUCCAGGUGUUCCAUGCAGUGCAUGAAAGCACAGUGUAAGUGCAGAAUAUGAUCUUUAAUUGGUUUUAUAUUUUUUUUUCUAGGCCUUUGGACAGCUCUGCUGUUUCAGCUUUGUGUUUAGUCUUGUGUUGUACCUUUGGAAAGCUGAAUUUUCAUGUUAGCAAAAAGUACCUCAGGGUCGGGCAACUAAUGCGUGGAUUUAGCACUUACUCCCUCAUGGAGUGAAUGAGCAGGUCCUGAAGAGCAGGGUAGUUAGGGAUCCAGUGAAUGGGGCCCAAACAAACAAAAAAGUGCUUAGGAGCAAUUGCAUAAAAUGAAGAGUCCACAAACAAGCCCCAGUUUUGCAAAGGUGAGCUAAGGCAAAACCACCCUGAGGCUUGUUGACAUCCCUCCUGGGAUGUCACUUGCUACAAACCCCAGCUGCCCAACAGCUCCGGGUCUGAAUUUAACCCCAAACUCCCAGUGCUGAGCAGUGCCCGGCUGGUGGGGCCUGCAGAGCUGUUCUGUCCUGGGUGGCAGCCAGACACUUGCCUGCGCAGAUGCAGGAUGCUGACAGGGCUUCCUAAAGAGUAAUGAAUGACAGCGGACUGGAAAGGCAGCGGGGGACUCAACUGCUGGAAGUGCAGCAUUUGUUUCUGUCCCAGGAGAUUUGAAAUGGAGCAAUCGUCAUUCUUUUGAAAGUCCUUAUAUUGAAGUGAGAAUCGUUUAUCAAAUCUGUUUUGGAGAGGGAGGCAUCUAAGAAAUUGCGCCUUGAAAACCUGUGUGAAAACUGUGUUGGAAAAGUAAAGCCCCUUCUGUGGAAAAAAAAUAAAAAUUAAACACUUCUACCAGCUUGGAUACUUUCUCCCCUGAAAAAUGAAGGUGUCUGUGCUAUUAUAUGGUGAAUAUACUUCAUACUGCCAAUAUUCCUUGUCUGCUUUCUGAAGUGUCACAAGUUUAUUUGGGAAGAAAGGGCAUGGUUAAGAUAAGCUGUAACAACACCUCCUGGUCAGCACGAUGAAGUCCUUAAGCACAAUCACCUCAAUAAAUAAUGCUUUCUGCUAAGUGACUUAUGAUGUAUUCCAGUACAGUCUCCUAGAUGAUCUAGGAGGUGAUUUGGACUCAUAAACGAAUGCCUCGUGCAGGGUUAGCCCCCCCCCCCGCUUUUUCCUGCAGCGAGGCAGUUGCGUUCACACGCGGAUCAGCCGGCUUCGCUCCGGCGCCGCUCCGCUUCUGCCCGCUGGGCUUGGGCGGCGCGGGUGGCGGUGCCGCAGCACCACCCAGCGGGAGGCGAUGAGGAUCGCUCACGGUGAUGAAGAUCGAGCCUUUCAGGCUCGCCUUUUUGCCCGAAAUAGCUCGCUGCCUCUCCGUAUUUCCCGGGAAAGGGGCGGCAGGGUGUGGAGAGGAGCAGGGGUGUGCAACCGGGGCUUCGGGAGCCUGCGCGACCCGUCCCUUCGUCUCUUCCCUGCUGCCCUCAGGAGGGCUUGGAUGGAAACUGUGCUGACGUGAGAAACCUCAAGACCGAGCAGCGUAGCGGGGUCACCUCGUGUACCGUUUUGCCCCACAGCUGAGCCCAGCACCGUAGGUAAUCACCAGUUCCUGACUUCAGCCCUGCCGUUGUACCCACGAGCUUUGAGCACCGUGUGUCAGUCCCGCUCCCGUCCUCCCCGUUCUCCUCCCUCCCUCCCCUUUCCCUAGGUAGGGCCGCCGCUGUUUGUAAGAGGAAAAGCUGGCAGGUGGCUGGAAAACGAGGCCAGACUUGGUUAAGUUUGUUAAGUUAGCAGUCCCAGGUGUGGUUGAGUGUGCUGUGCACACUGUUAUGCUCCUGGCUGCUUUUGCUCGUGCUAUAAAAGAUUCUCAGAGAGCUGAGAGGUUCCUUGAUGCUUCAUUGCCUGGCACCACGUUUUACGCUCCUGUAGGACACUGUCCUGUCUGUGCACGGGGCCUGCUGCUGCUCGGGGGGCAGGAAGGCUCCAGGGGGGCUGGGAACAGAAAUGCCCACCCUCCCAUCCUCCCAGGGGCAUGUGUACAGGCUGCUCAAGUGCUGGCAGUUGGAUAGUGUUGCUGCCAUAUGUGUGGCUGAAGCUCUGACAUCUUCUGAAGCUUGUUGUCAAACUUCAAUGCGCACCUUAACCUGGUGUGUGGGCUCUGUCACCAGCUGGCUUCGUUCUACACGACUGGCUAGGGCUCAGGAGUGUUCUGGAAGUGUAGUAUUAAUUUUGCCAAGCACCAUCAUCUAUUAUGCCAAGGUACGUAAUGUGAAAUUAGACUGGCAAGCUGUGAAUACCUUUAGUUAGAUAUCUGAAGACAAUCACUUCCUUAACCUAGUCACUGUCCUCUCAGCCCUUUCUUCCCUUCUUGCGUGCUCUGUGUUCACCCAGCCCUUCUCCCACCUGCACCUUGCACUCGGGUUUCCAUUUGUCCAGUUCUCCAGCUCCACUCCGUGCUCCAUUUCUGGUUCAGUACAUUGCUCGUGUUUUCCGUCCCUGGCUUGUUUCACAAUGUGGCCACAGACAACCAUCUCUCUGGCAUCUCAGACGCUGCCUUUCCUUCCACUCCAGACGUUUGCUCUAGUGGUUCCCAAGAGUGCCAGUUUGGGUAAACUAUAUGGAUGCUAUUUUCUGCACAAUUUAAUUCUUUGGGGGAGCAUCUCUGAAACCAGCCUUGCCAAGAGUCUGGGAAAAUAAAUGGGGCUAUCUCCUGACUUUUCCAUAUCCUGCCCAAACUUUAUCCCUUUUACUUUUUUGAAAGGAUGUUUCCCUUUCUUUCAUCUACUAACAUGAGCGUUGGUCAGCGGAGAGAUACUAGAAGCAGCAGUUGGACGAUGCAAUGCUCUUUGAUAGUUCACAACAAUAAUACACGUUUUAAGUUUCCAAGUAAACUAGACAAACCGUGGUUGUUUAAACAGUGGUCAUUUAUGUUAAACAGCACACAAGGUAGUAAUCUGAACAAGUCUUCAACACAAAUUUCUUCUAAAUGACACAAAAAGAGUCUUUACUUAAUAUUUGAAAAUGCACCAGCAAUGUCCAUUGUAGCAUCAGCAUGCCUUUCAAAUUGAUAGGUUAAAUGUUGAAAUAGCAUAAUUCCCUGAUCUUUUUCUCAGUAGAAGGUAAGAUCUGGUUCCAGCUGUGUCCUACAGAUCAUCACUCAAAGACAACCUUUAUACUAGUAUUAGUACGGAAGGCUAAGAUUGCUUAGCUAUUAUUUAUUCUUUCUAAGCAUGCUCUUUAGCAGUGAACGAACAAGCAAAUGCACAAUCAUCAUCCAGUCAUCAUCUACAGUUUCUACACCAUCACCAGAAGGUGGUGGUACCAGGUUUUUCAUCUGGUUAUAACUUCAACCUUAAAAUCUGGUUAUAACUUCAACCAUAAAAUGUGCUUUUUUUUUUUUUUUUUUGAGAAGGGAUUUUGGGGGCUUCAGCUUGAGAGGGAAAGUCGUAGC